AUGAAAUAUCUUCUUAUCAUUGCAGUUUUGGCCUCAACGUCUUCUGCUUUCAUCUUUGACUUUAAUCGUGGUGGACAACAACAGCAACAACAACAACAACAACAAGCGUCCUAUGAGGAUGUUGUAUUGAAUAACGCCUGCUCCAAAUAUCUGUGUCCUGACACGCUGGCAUGUGUAUCUGGCCCUGAAGAAUGCCCAUGUCCCUUUCCAAAAUCACAACUAAGAUGUACUUUACCAGAUGGCCAAUAUAUUUGCAUAUCGAAACCUGCUACACAUGAUUCUAAGCUGAAUGGUAUCUAUGAUGAUCCAAUAAAGGGUCCCAAGGCCAAGAAUAAAGGUCUGAGAGACUGUGGUUGGGUCGAAAAUGCUUACAAAGAAUCGCUAUGA
This is a messenger RNA of Lachancea fermentati, 387 nucleotides long. NCBI's taxonomy places the organism in Eukaryota, Fungi, Ascomycota, Saccharomycetes, Saccharomycetales, Saccharomycetaceae. The record is from the annotation of a GenBank genome assembly.